This is a messenger RNA of Cydia pomonella (codling moth), 360 nucleotides long. RefSeq lists its product as uncharacterized. The record is from RefSeq and is a predicted model, not a curated record. Bases 1 to 360 code for a protein of 119 amino acids. The transcript has 2 exons. Lineage: Eukaryota; Metazoa; Arthropoda; Insecta; Lepidoptera; Tortricidae.
AUGCUCCGUGGUUCUCCUCUUCAAACUGUUACUAGGUUCAAAUACGUGGGCCACUGGGUGACUGACACUCUAAAAGACGAUGUUUAUAUAGUAAGGGAGCGCAGAACACUGUCGUAUAAUAACGUCUUCAGGGGGUUGUUGGGGCUGCCCUGGCACUGCAGCGCGUCUGGAAUAUUCGCCACGUGGAGAACCGACUGUUUUGAAGCCGUGCUGCGCAAGCGGGUGGCGUCCUUGGGCGAGCGCGUGCGGACAGUAUCCAACACUCUCCUGAAGGUGAUCGUUGAGAAGAUGGACAGCCCUAUCCUCACUCACGGGAUGUAUUUACAUGUGCAGUCUAAUUGUUAUUAUACUUUCUACUAA